AUGGAAUAUUUCCAAUCAACGCCAAGCCAGCAGCAAGGCGGAGGCGCGACUGCUGCCAGCAACCAACGACAACAGCACCAGUAUCACUACAACGGGCUCAAUUCGCAGCAGAACUACGGCGCGAAUCAGUCGCAGUCGAAUUCACACUUGUACUAUCAGCCGACUCAGAUGAACAGUCAGGCACAGAAGCAGCAGCAGCAACCACAACAGAGCCAUUUCUAUCCGCUUCAGCCUGCUUCGGCAACAGCACCUCUCGAUCACGGAGCACAGCAGCAGCAGCAUCAUACCUCAACAGCGUACCAUCACACUCCUACCUCGCACGCCGCCUCUCAUCAUCAGCAGCAUCAGCAGGAGUUGCCACUUCGCAUUCUUGUCGAUUCCCGCUAUAUUGGAGCGAUCAUUGGCCAGGGUGGGGCGCAGAUUCGCGAGAUCAACAAAGAAUCACGAGCUAGAGCCGUCGUUGAGACGCAGAAGAAUCACAAAAGUGGACAUGGGGAUGAGGAGAAAUUGAUUGUUAUUUCGGGAAAUUCGGAAUGUUGUUCGAAGGCCGUUGUCAAGAUUUUGGAGAUUAUCCAGCGCGAACAGAACAAAGAUGAUACGGAGCAAGUGGAACUCAAAAUUUGUGCUCAUAAUCAGCUUGUUGGUCGGCUCAUCGGAAAGCAUGGGACGACGAUUAAGCAGAUAAUGAAGGAUACCGAAACAACGAUUUCUGUGUCGAACUCAUCGAGUGAUGCAACUCGUACGAAUGGCACAUUCCCUCCAUUUGAUAUUGCUCCCUCUGAACGUACCAUUUACGUUAGAGGACCCACAAUUGAGACUGUUUCGUGCGCUGAGUCAAAAAUCACCGCCAAAUUGAGAAAAUGUUAUGAAAGUGAUGCACGUUUUAAGAUCCAAGCACUUCAAAAAGACUUGCAGUCGAAUAUGGCGAAUCCGGCAGUUAUUCAACAAAUGGCCGCUACAAUUCAUCAUCCAUUCGCAAAUCUUAUGAGCAGAUUUGCUGUCGACACUGCCAACCGAACAGUUCGCAUGUGGGUUCCCGAUAAUAUGGUUGGCGCCAUUAUCGGCACAAAGGGCAAGAAUAUUAAGAAUCUUAUACGCGAUACUAGCGCACAAAUCAAAAUCGAUUCAUCUCCUGAUCGCAAGAAAUCCGAUGAGAGUUCUGGAUCAUCGGAACGUCACGAUUUGCUUGAAGAUCAAGUAUCUGAGACACCAGCCACGACGACCGAAUCCGAUGAAUCGCAGGAUUCGAAUGGUGAGAAACCAGAAGAGGAGAAGAAAGUUGAAGAGCGGAUGAUCACAAUCAGUGGAAAUCACAUUCAGGUGACACGAGCUCAAAUAAGUAUUUAUUCGCGACUCGCCGAGCAGAUGAACCAGCCUAUCGAUGAGUUCAAAUUGAGAACGGAAAUUUCGGUUCCGUCAAAAUUGAUUGGCAGAAUUAUUGGAAAAGGCGGACAGAAUGUUCGCGAACUUCAGCGAAUUACAGGUGCAACUGUCAAGAUUCCGGAAGAUGAACGACAUUCGUCUGGGGAUUCAUCGAUGUUUAAAGAUAAAGAGGAAGAAGAUAUGACUGUGGUUAGAAUAAUCGGCGCAAUGCAUCCAUCGCAGAAUGUUCAGUACCGGCUGCAGCAGCUCGUUGUGGAUUACAUCGCGAAUGAGAAGAAAACAAAGGAAUCAUCAUCAGCUAACACUUCGGGUGGUUCAACCAUUCCAGCUGACACCGCCUACCCUCACCAAACGCCCGCGGUGCAACAACCGUCACCGAAGUAA
Messenger RNA from Caenorhabditis bovis, 1767 nucleotides. The record is from the annotation of a GenBank genome assembly. Lineage: Eukaryota; Metazoa; Nematoda; Chromadorea; Rhabditida; Rhabditidae.